Molecule: messenger RNA, 1533 nt
Organism: Tauraco erythrolophus (red-crested turaco)
Lineage: Eukaryota; Metazoa; Chordata; Aves; Musophagiformes; Musophagidae
Source: RefSeq, a predicted model, not a curated record
AUGAAGUUCAAAAGGCCACUGGCAGCUUUAGAUGUGUGGAGUCGUAGUAAAGCUGCUGCAGUAAAGCCAGGCUUAGGGUGGAACGAAACAAUUCCACGGAAGCCGGGUAGCUACCACCCAAAUGUGCCCUUCCUCAGCGGGGAUGUUGGGAAGCGUGCUUUGCCCAAGCACGGGGCAGAGCCUGGCAGCCGUGUAGCCCUUCUGCCUUCUGAUUUGCAGCGAUGCAAGCGCGAGGAUCAACACUCUGUGGUAGGCCAGGGAGCUGGCCCCACUCCAAACUCCAGUUCUUGCUCAAAUCCAAACACUGGAAGUGGUUACAUGAACUCAUCCCAGCAAUCAAUGUUGAAUCAGCAACUGAUGGAAAAGAAACAGGCUCUGCAACGGCAAAUGAUGGAGCAAAAACAACUUCUUCUACAGCAGCAGAUGUUGGCAGAAGCCGAGAAAAUAACUCCACAAGACCAGCUGAACAGACACUUGACACGACCACCACCAGAUUAUAAAGACCAAAGAAGGAACGUGGUCAACAUGCAACAAGCAAACCAAUAUCCUGGUGGUUCACCAGCUGUGAGUAUGAGCUCCAACAAUAUGUCCUUAUCCAACCCAAUUUCAACUCAUAGCAUCAUGCCCCAGAGCUCCAGCCUCAUGUCCACCCCUGCUGGGACCCGAAUGCCUUCUGUUCCUGCUGCUCGGAAUAUGGGCUGCUACGGGAACCUUCCUUGCAACCAACAAAGUGCAUACAACGUGACUUCAGGAAUGAAUCAAAUGCAGCCACACAGAAACCAAAAUCAAGUCCUGCCCAGUCAGAAUAACCCCAUGAUGUCUCGACAGCAAACUAUGACACAGGGGAACAACGUGGCGGCUUUUGGGACGGGGUCGGUGGUCAACUCGCAGCAAGCAAGGCCAAGCUUGAACCAUGGAGCCACUGGUAUCCCUGCGCAAAGGCCAGCCCAUGUGAUGAUCACGGCUACUGCCACUGCCCAGAACUGGGCCCCACAAGAAGCUGCAGUGAAGCAGCAGGACGCACUGAAACCCACAGGAGUCCGUUUCCCCACAGGCACUCCAUAUCCCAACCAGUCUUUGCAACGCAACAUAGGCAACCAGCAUUUCCCUCAGCGCGCAUUGGCACCUCCUAAUCAGUUAACGGCAGGAGUCCAAAUGAGGCCUCCUCCAAACCAAAUGCACCAGACUCUAAAUGGACAAUCUGCUGGUUCACUACGAGGUCUCAGCAUAAGACCUAACCAGCUGAGAGGACAGACUUUGCCUACCUUGAAUCAGCCAGGAACAAGUAUGACUCCUCCGUCGUCUCUGCCAUCAACCAGUUUCACAUCUACCAACCAAAACUCUCGGGCUUACCAAGGAAGUGACCAUGGUAAUGACCUAGCAUUUGACUUUCUGAACCAGCAAGGUGACAGUAUAGGACCUGCACUCAACAGUGACUCAGACUUUAUAGAUUCUUUACUGAAAACGGAACCUGGUAAUGAUGACUGGAUGAAAGACAUCAACCUCGAUGAAAUUUUGGGGAACCACUCAUAA